UAUCACAUCAUUUUAAUACACUUAUCAGAAAGAAGAAAGAAAGAAGAUGUAAGCAAUUUAUAUUAAAUUUAUGAAUAUGCCCUACUAACUUUUGUGCAAAGCUACAAACGCAGCAGCAGUUGCAAAUAUUAUUUCUUAUGUGUGCAAAAUCCUUGCCCAAGUCAUUUCAGUACUCCCAUAUCUACACAUGAAUGUUAUAUUCUUGUGAAGCUUUUCUAGAUCUAGCCUUUAUUCUUUUACCUUUUCUUUGUCUGAUCUUUUUUGAUGCAAAUACUUCAUCAGACAGGCCUUUAUAGAGGGUCAUCUAGGACAGUUAAGCCCGCAGGACGUCAUCAUGGGUUAUCUCAGCAGAAAAGGCAGGAGAUCAAAGAAGCAUUUGAGCUAUUUGACACUGAUGGCAGUGGCACUAUUGAUGCCAAAGAGCUGAAUGUUGCUAUGAGGGCUCUAGGUUUUGAAUUGACAGAAGAGCAAAUUAAUCAAAUGAUUGCCGAUGUGGACAAGGAUAAGAGUGGAGCAAUUGAUUUUGAUGAAUUUGUCCAUAUGAUGACAGCCAAGAUUGGUGAAAGGGACACUAAAGAGGAGCUUGCGAAAGCAUUCCACAUCAUUGACCAAGAUAAAAAUGGAAAGAUAUCUGUCACAGACAUUCGGCGUAUUGCCUUGGAGUUGGGAGAAAGUUUUACCGACAGACAGAUUCAAGAAAUGGUUGAGGAAGCAGACCGUGAUCGUGAUGGCGAAGUUAAUUUUGAUGAGUUUCUCCGGAUUAUGAGGAGAACACCGUACGCGUAG
Messenger RNA from Ilex paraguariensis (yerba mate), 786 nucleotides. Lineage: Eukaryota; Viridiplantae; Streptophyta; Magnoliopsida; Aquifoliales; Aquifoliaceae. The record is from the annotation of a GenBank genome assembly.